This is a messenger RNA of Orbilia oligospora ATCC 24927, 3093 nucleotides long. RefSeq lists its product as uncharacterized. The record is from RefSeq and is a predicted model, not a curated record. Gene Ontology annotation, molecular function: aspartate-tRNA ligase activity; ATP binding; RNA binding. The coding region runs from base 1 to 3093 and encodes 1030 amino acids. Lineage: Eukaryota; Fungi; Ascomycota; Orbiliomycetes; Orbiliales; Orbiliaceae. The transcript has a single exon. Gene Ontology annotation, biological process: aspartyl-tRNA aminoacylation. Gene Ontology annotation, cellular component: aminoacyl-tRNA synthetase multienzyme complex; cytoplasm; cytosol.
AUGUCGGCUCUCAGAAGAGCACUGCACAAGCUCCGUGCUACCGGUGCCAUCAAAGAAAAUACCCGUUCGCGUUCGGCUCCACCGAUCAAUGAAAAAUUGAACGGCGACUUGUCUAGUGGCCAGUCGGCUUCGUCUUUGCAGUCCAAGUCUAGUGGAGAGGAAAAGAAUCAGGUCAGCAGAAAUCAAGCUCGGAAACAAGAAAGGAGGGAGCAGAAAGAAACUCGAGUCAUCCUCAACGAAAGAAGAGAGCUGGAGCGAGAAGAGAAGAGAAAGAUGGAGGCUGCUCUUGCUGCUAAACUUGAACCUGACGAACUUCAACAGAGAUACGGCGUCCUACCUAUUAACCAGUCGCAAGAGCGAAAAAAUGAGACGAGAUCCAAAAUCGCAAAUAUCACCGCUGCCCAUGAAGGAGAGGAGGUAACUCUCAGGGUCAGAGUUCACACCAUCAGGAAGCUUAGCUCCGGUCUUGCCUUUUUUAUCUUCAGGCAAAAGGAGUUUACCAUCCAGGGUGUCCUCGAAGAGAAGGAGAGUCAAGCUUCAGAGUAUAUGAUCAAGUGGGCGGAUCAUAUCGGUGUCGAAUCCGUCGUCCUCGUUAAAGGUACCAUUCGGAAAGCCGCCCAAACCGUCAAGGCCGCUACCAUCCAUGACCAGGAGAUCCUCAUCAGAGAAUUCCACGCUAUUUCCGAGGUCACCGAAGACCUUCCGUUCACCGUAUACGAGGCCGAGAUCUCGAAACAAGACUCCGAAAAGGAAACCAGCCGUGGUCAUCAUAUCAAUACCCGAACCCUUCUCAGCAACCGAGUCCUGGACCUUAGAACCGCCCCGUCACAGGCUCUCUUCAGAAUCAACGCUGGCAUCUGUAAUCUUUUCCGUACAUUCCUCGAUAGCCAAGGGUUUAUCGAAAUUCAUACCCCAAAGCUUCAAGGAGCUGCUACCGAGUCCGGAGCAAGCGUUUUCAAAGUUAAAUACUUCGACCGGGAUGCCUUCCUCGCUCAGAGCCCUCAGUUGGCCAAGCAGAUGAGUGUUAUUGCUGAUUUCGAAAGAGUUUACGAAAUUGGACCCGUUUUCCGCGCUGAAGACAGUAACACCCACCGACAUUUGACUGAAUUCACUGGUCUUGAUCUUGAGAUGGCCUUUGAAGAGCACUAUCAUGAAGUUCUCGAUAUGAUCGAUAACAUGUUCAAGUCGAUUUUCAAGGGCAUCUACGAGAGAUACCGUCACGAGCUAGAUACUGUCAAGCAACAAUUCCCUCACGAGGACCUUGUUUGGCUUGAUAAGACCCCUCGGAUUCCCUUCAAGGAAGGUAUCAAGAUGCUCCGCGAUGCUGGAUAUAAGGAAGAAGAUGGCAGUAUUCCUCACGAACAUGAGGAUCUGAGCACUCGCGCAGAAAUUCGCCUCGGUGGCCUCAUCAAGGAGAAGUACGGGACGGACUUCUAUAUCAUUGACAAGUUCCCCCUCUCCGCUCGUCCAUUUUACACCAUGUUAGAUCCCGAAGAUCCCCAUUACACCAAUUCUUUCGACAUCUUCCUACGGGGCCAAGAAAUCCUGUCGGGUGGUCAACGUAUUCACAAUCCGGAGAUGCUCAAGGAACGCAUGUUGGACAAAUCUAUCCAACCAGCUACGAUGAAGGAUUAUCUUGAAGGCUUCACAUAUGGUGCCCCUCCACACGGAGGUGGCGGUGUCGGUCUGGAGCGUGUGGUUAUGCUGCUGUUGAACCUCGGAGACGUCCGUCAUGCAUCGCUGUUCCACAGAGAUCCUCGAAGUUUGCCCAAACAACCACCGGUUUCCGUCCUUCGCCACCCAGAGGCUAGCACACUGAACCCCCCAUGGAAGAACAAGCCGGCAUUUAUCGAGGAUGUACCGACAAAGGAAUUGCAGCCGCUGACGAAACUCAUCGCCAACUACGGUGACGCCUCGAAUACCUCGUGGCUUGACGAUAGAUAUCGUGUCUGGCGAGAUGAUGAUACCGGUGCCGCCUGUGGCUAUGUUCCCCAAGACCAUUACGCUAUCAUCAUUGGUGAUCCACUUUGCGACCGAUCACAAUAUGAACUGAUUAUGAGGAAGUUUAUCAAGUUCAUUAAAGAUGAACUUGAAUUGAAACCAAUCUGGUUGCUCGUCGGAAAGGACGGUGAAGAGGUACUCGGCGGAAAGUUCGGCUGGAGCACACUUAGCUGUACAGCUGAAGAGAGAGUCGACCCUUCCGUUGAUCCUGCAGCUGAAGACGACAAUGUAGCCCGCAAAAUCAGACACGCGAAGAAGGAGGGAAUCAAGAUCAGUGACGUUCCACCUGGCCAAGUCACUCCUGAGAUCAAAGCCAAGUGUGAUCAGAGGAUGCAGGAUUGGAUGAACAACCGAAAGGGAACCCAAGUUCAUUUGACUGAACUAAACCCAUGGGUCGAUUGGGAGCAUCGUCGUUAUUUCUAUGCCACAGACAAGGAUGAAAAUGUCCAUGCCUUGUUGGUCCUCGCACAGCUUUCCCACGAACAUGGAUACCAGGUCAAGUAUGCACUUGAGUUCCCCGGCGCCCCAAGCGGAACCAGUGAAUACAUCAUCACACAUGCCUUGCAUAAUGCCGCAUCCGCCGGCGCAAAGAGUGUGACAUUUGGAGGUUCCGCUACUACUGGGCUUUCUGGCGGCCACCAUAUGGGCGGCUUGCGGAUGAAGUUCCUUGCCAAGUCGUACCAGUCCAUUGUCUCUUCUCUUAGGUUGAUAAACAAGAGUGAAUUCAGACAGAAGCUGGGGGCUGAAGAGGAUCCAAUUUAUAUUUGUUUCCCAAAGAAUGGACUCGGUCCAAGAGGCAUCCGCGCCAUCAUGAAGUUCUUCUCGUCCGAGGGGGCGGUUAGCGAAGAGGAAAGCCCAAAGAAUGGUAGUCCUUUUGCUAGCCCAAGGAACAGCCUUGGAAGCCCACCAAAGAGCCCACCAAGAAUCAAGAGCCCCAAAGGUAGCGUGAACGGCAAGCCGAACGGUGUGAAGAACGGCGGUUCCCAUAGCCCACCAAAGAGCCCGCUAUUUUCGAAAAUUUCAAAGAAGAGUCCGACCUCCAGUCCGAGGAACAGUUUUACGAAAAAUCGUAUAAGUGUCGGCUCAUUCUAG